GGCCGGGGGGCGGGCGGACGGCGGGGGCGGCGGAGUGAGGCGGCGGCGCUCGCGUCGCUCGGCCCCUUUCUGUGUCGGCGCCUCGCAGAGGGAGCAUCGCGCGCUGAGCCGCCCGCCGACCAGCCCGCCCAGCCCCGCGCCGCCGCCAUGGCCAAGUCCGAGUCUCCGAAGGAGCCUGAGCAGCUCCGCAAGCUCUUCAUCGGCGGCCUCAGCUUUGAAACAACAGACGAGAGUCUCCGCAGCCACUUUGAGCAAUGGGGCACCCUGACCGACUGCGUGGUGAUGAGGGACCCGAACACCAAACGCUCACGAGGCUUCGGCUUUGUCACGUACUCCUCAGUGGAAGAGGUCGACGCCGCCAUGAACGCCCGGCCACACAAAGUGGACGGCAGAGUCGUUGAACCAAAGAGGGCCGUAUCCAGAGAGGACUCGCAGCGGCCCGGAGCCCACCUCACAGUCAAAAAGAUCUUUGUGGGCGGCAUCAAGGAGGACACGGAGGAACAUCAUUUGAGAGACUAUUUUGGCCAAUAUGGUAAAAUCGAAGUCAUCGAGAUCAUGACGGACCGCGGCAGCGGCAAGAAGAGGGGCUUCGCCUUCGUCACUUUUGACGACCACGACUCUGUCGACAAGAUAGUCAUUCAGAAAUACCACACUGUGAACGGGCACAACUGCGAGGUGAGGAAAGCCCUCUCGAAGCAGGAGAUGGCCAGCGCCUCAGCCAGCCAGAGAGGCUGUCCCCCUCCUCCGCCCCCUCUCCUAGGCCGCAGCGGUUCUGGGAAUUUCGGCGGCGGCCGCGGAGGCGGAUUCGGCGGUAACGACAACUUCAGUCGCGGCGGCAACUUCGGCGGCCGUGGUGGGUUUGGUGGCAGCCGCGGUGGCGGUUAUGGCGGCGGCGGAGACGGCUAUAAUGGAUUUGGCAAUGACGGUUACGGCGGCAGCGGCCCCGGCUACUCUGGCGGCAACCGGGGCUACGGCGGCAGCAGCACCUACGACGGCUAUAAUAACGGCGGGGGGGGCUUCGGCGGCGGCAGCGGAGGACGGCGUCCCGCCCGGGGACCCGCGCUCGCCGUGCGGAACGGCCUUUCCGAAGCGGGCACAGGCAGCAACUUCGGCGGUGGGGGGAACUACAACGAUUUUGGCAGUUACAACAACCAGUCGUCCAAUUUCGGCCCCAUGAAGGGGGGCAACUUCGGGGGCAGGAGCUCGGGGCCGUACGGCGGCGGCGGCUACGGCAGCUCGAGCGGCGGCGGCAGCUACGGCGGCGGCAGGAGGUUUUAACACCCAGGAAACAAAGCUUAGCGGGAGAGGCGAGCCAGAGAAGGGACAGGGAAGCUGCAGGUUACACCAGUUGUGAACUCGGCCCACUCACAGCUGUGGCGGGGGGUGGCUGCUCCAUGAAGACGUGUGUUAGACAGAAGUCUCCUUUGCGAAACAGGACUGUGUUUGUGACUAAUUGUACAACAGGUUAUUUUAGUUUUA
This is a messenger RNA of Phalacrocorax carbo (great cormorant), 1479 nucleotides long. The record is from RefSeq and is a predicted model, not a curated record. NCBI's taxonomy places the organism in Eukaryota, Metazoa, Chordata, Aves, Suliformes, Phalacrocoracidae.